AUGUCUAGUCAAGUAAGCUCAUCUGCUACUGCCAGUGGGGUUUCUAGUAGAACCCAAGUUGAACAAAAGGGAAACGUUGCUACUUUCAGUAAUCGUGUUGAACCGGCUAGUGCCAUUGAUACUUAUGGAAAUGUUUUUGAAGCUCCCGAUUAUUCUAUCAAAGAUAUCUUGAAGGCAAUUCCUGCUCAUUGUUAUGAAAGAAGGGUGUUUGAAUCUUUAUACUAUGUUUUCCGGGAUAUUUUCUGGAUGGUGGUGUUUGGGUUUUUGGCCAAUAAUUAUAUUGAGUUGAUCCCAAAUCAAGCAUUAAGAUUCGUUGCUUGGAGUGGCUACUGUUUUGUGCAAGGGUUAUUUGGCACUGGGUUGUGGGUGUUGGCCCACGAAUGUGGCCACCAAGCAUUUAGUGAUUACGGAUGGGUUAAUGAUAGUGUUGGAUGGGUGCUUCAUUCUUAUUUGAUGGUGCCUUAUUUCAGUUGGAAGUUUAGUCAUAGUAAACAUCAUAAAGCCACUGGUCAUAUGGAUCGUGAUAUGGUUUUCGUUCCUAAGACUAAAUCGACCUUCUUACAAGUGAGAGGAGUAGAAGACGUCGAUGAUUUAAUUGGAGACUCUCCAAUUUACACUUUAUACACUUUGGUGGCACAACAAUUGUUUGGUUGGAUCAUGUAUUUAUUUACUAAUGUUACUGCCGGUAAUGACCAUCCAAAUGUUUCUUCCUGGGGUAAGAAUCAUUUCAAUCCAAACUCGGUUAUAUUUGAAAAAAGAGAUUAUUGGUACAUUGUUUUAUCGGAUAUUGGUUUGAUUUUACAAUCUUUUAUUCUUUAUACUUGGUAUCAAAAUUUCGGUGGCUUUAACUUGUUGGUUAACUGGUUUAUUCCAUAUCUUUUUGUUAAUCACUGGUUAGUAUUCAUUACCUUUUUACAACAUUCCGAUCCAAAAAUGCCUCAUUAUGAAGCUCAUCAAUGGAAUUUUGCCAGAGGAGCUGCUGCCACCAUUGAUCGUGAGUUUGGUUUCAUUGGUUGGUUUAUCUUUCAUGAUAUCAUCGAAACCCAUGUCUUACACCAUUACGUUUCAAGAAUUCCUUUUUACAACGCUAGAGAAGCAAGUGAAGAAAUUAAAAAAGUCAUGGGUAAAAAUUACCAAUACUCUGAUGAAAAUAUGUUUAAGUCUUUAUGGAAAUCAGGAAGAUGGUGUCAAUACGUUGAUGGUGAUAACGGGGUCUUGAUGUAUAGAAACGUCAAUGGUUAUGGUGUUGGUACAAAAUAG
Messenger RNA from Hyphopichia burtonii NRRL Y-1933, 1260 nucleotides. RefSeq names its product Fad2p (gene FAD2). The record is from RefSeq and is a predicted model, not a curated record. Bases 1 to 1260 code for a protein of 419 amino acids. NCBI's taxonomy places the organism in Eukaryota, Fungi, Ascomycota, Pichiomycetes, Serinales, Debaryomycetaceae. The transcript has a single exon. Gene Ontology annotation, biological process: lipid metabolic process. Gene Ontology annotation, molecular function: oxidoreductase activity.